Messenger RNA from Candidula unifasciata, 762 nucleotides. NCBI's taxonomy places the organism in Eukaryota, Metazoa, Mollusca, Gastropoda, Stylommatophora, Geomitridae. The record is from the annotation of a GenBank genome assembly.
UUCCGUCUUACGUAACCAGUUUUCUUGGCAUGCUGUAGAUGGGAAUAGUGAUCCUCACCUGGAACAUGGAAGCUGCUCCCACACGUUCCUGAAUGACCAAACACCCACCUGGACACUGAACUUCGAUCGACCCCAUCACGUAGACAGAUACGUCCUUUACAACAGAGACAGUGAACUCUGGGGGUUCAUGCUGGAAGCUGAUCAGGACAACAAAAGUCUGGCGUUUGCUUACAAUGACCUCAAUAAAACAAACCAGGGUAUUUACAGAAUCCAGUCUAAUGCUCCUAUGAUACCGGUAUCAAUCGUCAGAAUUGUUGUCACACGUAACGGAACGGACGAGGCCUUUGUGGUACUGUGUGAGGUGGAAAUGUUUGUGUGUCCAGCAGGACACUACGGAAGAGAAUGUGAGAACAGCUGUAACUGCGCUAAGGAAGGAGAAAACUGUUUCAUCAGUACUGGAGGAUGCCCUUCAGGCUGUACUGCAGGCUACCAGGGGGAAGGAUGUAGAACUCCCUGUAGCAAAACAUAUUUUGGACUUAACUGCUCCCAGAAAUGCAACACUAAUUGUGCAGAUCUACUCUGUCAACCAACUAACGGAACGUGCUUGUCUUGUAUAGCAGGCAAAGAGGGAGAGCUGUGUGACAAGGAGCUGAAAAGUCUUGGACCAGGCGAACCUGAUUCUCAUUUAGCAGCCAUUGUGGGAUCAGUGGUCGCCUUCGUUGUACUGGUUACGUUAGCUGUUACUAGUGUGCUUAUCUGGAG